AUGUAUAAUCUCCAACGAAACAAUUAUCACCAAAAUCCCAAGAAUAGCAGUAUUCAGACCCCCACUGCUGUCAGUGAAUUUUUGUUUGAUUUGUUAAAUAAUUUGUUCGACAAACGUGACAUUAUUUUAGAUAUUGGCAGCGGCAGAG
Messenger RNA from Racocetra persica, 148 nucleotides. The record is from the annotation of a GenBank genome assembly. NCBI's taxonomy places the organism in Eukaryota, Fungi, Glomeromycota, Glomeromycetes, Diversisporales, Gigasporaceae.